Onychostoma macrolepis is the source of this 4048-nucleotide messenger RNA. It is a transcript of the gene anln2, whose product is annotated as anillin, actin binding protein 2. The record is from RefSeq and is a predicted model, not a curated record. Gene Ontology annotation, biological process: septin ring organization; actomyosin contractile ring assembly; mitotic cytokinesis. The transcript has 24 exons. Lineage: Eukaryota; Metazoa; Chordata; Actinopteri; Cypriniformes; Cyprinidae. Gene Ontology annotation, cellular component: actomyosin contractile ring. Bases 144 to 2864 code for a protein of 906 amino acids.
GGCUCUGGAGAGCUUGACGUGAGCUGCUGCUCUGCGCAUGCUCGGAGCGCCCGCGGAAAUUCAAACGCUCGAGCUCAGCUGACAGACGCAGACGUUUGAAAAAUCCACAAACUCUGACACGGUUAUUUUACUGAGGUGUUAACAUGGAAAAUCAAAAGAGACCGAGAGAUCCACUGGAGGAAAACCCCUCAGCCUCUAGUGAACUUGAAAAUGUGUUGAAGAAAAGGCGGCUGGUAGCAGGGGGAGAGGAGAACCUGGACCCCAAGAAAUCCCCUGCCAGGACACGCUUGAGAUUGGCAGAGCUGGAGGUGAAACCAGACACUCCUGCCAUAGCCUCCAUUCGCUCCAGAGUCCAGCAACUCAGCCAGAGACGAGAUGGUGGGACUGGGUUAGUCCAGCGCUGCCUGUCUGACCCCGGGUCCGAGGGUUGCACCGGCAGCGUGUCCUCGCAGAUCUGUCACAUCGGUGAGGGAGAGUUUAGCUCUCGCCUGCAGCGCUUCAAAGCUCCAACCCCACUGAACAGCCCCGGUCGCUCCACCCCCUGCACACGCAAUCUCUCCAGCUUUGUGCAUGGCAUUCAAAAGCAGCUGAACACUGCAGUGACACCCAGCAAUAAAGAGGCCUCCCGUAUCCGCCAGGCACGUGAGGAUGAGUUGCGUCAGUUGAAGGUUCAGCCAGUGGCAGAAAACAUUUGGUUGAAGAGGAGUCUGUCUGACUCCUCCCUCACUGAGAGGGCAUCUCCAUCCACAUCCUCUCCCUGGGUUUACAGGAAAAAUCGAAAACCCCAGUGGCCUCCAUUACAGCCUGGGAGUGACGAGUUAAAGGGAACUGAAUUCAUCUCAUGUGACCUUGACAGUAAGGUAUUUGAUGGAAGCCUGGACACCACACCGCCAUGUUCUGUGGACAUCCGUUUCCCCAGUGAAGAACUUUAUAUAUCGACAGAACCUGGGACUUUGAACACUUCCGCUCUAAUUGAUAAGAUGUUUGAAGAUGUCCUGCAGCAUGCAGACAAGGAAGCUGAAGGUGAAGAUGGAAAUAAGGAAGAGGAGGUGGAGAGAGAUGAGAGCAAUUCUUCAGAGACUGAAAAGGAAGACAAAACAGAAUCGGACACAGCUGAAAAGGAAGACAAACAGGAACCGGUCACUGUCACAUUAAAUGAGGAUCCUCUUGACCAGAGUGAGAUGUGUGAAGAGAGUGAAGAAACUCCAGAAGUCAAUUCUUCAACAGAUAAAGAGGAGCUCCAGUCUGUUGACGAUGGUGAAGGAGAAAUGAAGGAAGAGAAGGAUAGCGCCACCAUGGGUGAUGAGGACUUUCUAACCCUGCCGCCCAGCUGUAUUCUUUCUCCUCUCAGCAAAUAUGUGGAGGCUGUUGUCACACCACUGAAGAUUGAAAUCACAGCGUCUGAGCCAUCAGUACAACCGCCCUCACCUGAAGAAAUGACAGCUAGUCCUGCUGACAGCGUUCCACCUUUAUACAGCAUUGACACCUACCGCUCACAAAGGAAGAUCCACGCCUCUUCUACUCAGAGCUUGACACCUGGAGUUCAGAAGCAGGUUCAAGAGAAGACCUGCUCAAAAAAGCCCAUCAACAUCAAGGAGAGAAUUAAGGUGUUAAACGAGGAGGCAGCCAAGUUGCAGACAAUCAUCACACAGACGCUGCAGGCUCUGAGCUGUUGCAGUGAUGAGGAACAUGGGAAAGGUUCCCAGCAGGAGGCCGAGGCUGAGAAACUCCUGCUUGUCUCCAGUGAGAAGCGAGCAGCCUUACUGGCUGAGGUCAGCAGGCUGAGAGAGGGUGAGUCUGGUGAACCAGACUCCCAGAAUGCACCUCUGCAACCCUGCAGAGGCACAGUCAGCAUCGGCAGCAUCCAGCUGCCCCUCAAGGUGGAGUUUGUGUGCUCAGCUCGCACAGGCCGUCCAACGCACUACUUCUUCGUUUUGAUCCGUUAUGGCCCAUGUAAUAUUGUGGCAACGCCUUUGGCUACAGCUGCUGAUGCCCAAAAUGGAGACACCAUCACCUUCCCGACUUCUAUUACACUACAAGACAUUCGCUCCAGUUUUGAGAUUGAUGUUGAGGUCUACAGUUUGUCCAGUACUCAGAGUAAUACCUGCAGUAUGAAUGCUCAGCAGUUCCGCAGCUCAACAAAGUCAAGGGUGACACCCAAGAAGAUUCUCCACAGCAUCACAAAAUCUAACCAGAGUGUGACUUCUGCUACUCUGCCUGGUCUGAGUGCCCAGCGCUCUAGUAACUUCACAUUAGUGGGCUCUCACAAGAUUACCCUGAAUUCACUGGGACAGAGCAAGUUCCCUCUUGACAAGAUGAAAUUUGAAGGCAAAAUCAGGCGACUCCUUGGAGAUGAGUUUCAGGAAAAGGUUCCCUUUCUCUCUCCUCUAGAGGGUCACAUCUAUCUGCGGCUGCACCAUGAGGGCCACUCCAACGUCCAGCAUCAGGGCUUUUUGACCAUGUUUGAGGAUGUGAAUGGCUUUGGAGCUUGGCAGAGGUUCUACUUCCUUCUGGAAGGAGGACACCUGCUCUACUGGAACUACCCGAAUGAGAUGGGCAACAAGCCAGCAGAUGGAAGUCUCUCUCUCUUUGGCUUCUGCAGUGUCAGGCCUGUGGAGCGAGAGUGUUGUGCACGGCCCCACACCUUUGAAUUAGUAGAGACUAACACCCUCCAGCAAGAGCACAGCCAGACCUUGAAGAAGUGCUGGUUUUCAGCGGACACACGGGAGGAGAGGUCUGACUGGAUGGAGAAACUGAAUCAGAUCUUACUGGACUCUGUAACGUGGAAUAGGAUGCCUGUCUCUAACGAUAACAGGGCCAGCACGUCCUCUAACACCGGAAACUCUCGUGAGAGUAUCCUGUAACACAACACACAUGUGAACCCUCACCAUGUAACACUAAGAAAGGAGAUCUCAGAGAAGAUCAUAUGCGGCACUAAAAAUAUACAUGAAGAGCUUCUGAGAAUAGAAGCAGCCAAACAGAACUGUUUUACAUAAGAGCAUCAAAAUCUACAUAAAUGCAUACUACUUUGUUAGAUGCAUACAUUAUAGUGGCUUAUUUAAGAUUUCUGAUCUGUCAUUACAUCUUAUAGAUUGUGCUAUAUUUUAGAAUGGUUUACCACACUGUAAGGAUAGAUGGAUUUGCCAUUGCCAUUAAUUUUCAGGUAAACCAUGUAGUAAGAGCAGUCUGGUUUGAAUGCAUGAGGUAAGUCUCCAAAGUGCCUAUUUGAAUGUUUAUUUAUCUCCUGCCUUAUUCAGACAGUUGCUUAUGAUUGAAUGAUCAACUGAAAUGCUUUACAUUUUAAUGCAAUAAUCUGUUUCAGAUUAUGCUUAUGUAUGAGGGUGUCCUUUAUUACAUGGUAUAGUUAAGUUUACUGCAUUUGUCUGCCUUUUUAUGUUUAUUGCUUUUUCAAUUACUCUGGGAACAAUUUAUGUGACUGUAAAACUGCAGUCUUCAUCUAGAAGGGAGAAUCGUUUUUAUUUGAAUGUAGAAAAUAUGAAGUAUGUCCUGAAUUGUAUAGCAAUUUGUCUGGGAGGACAUUUUCAUAGUAAGCCUCCUUGGGUUUUGAUUUUGAAAAACAUUGAUUGUUUACUACAAAAAUGCUUUUGGUAGUACCUGACCAUGCGUUAUAUCCAGUGAGGUGUGUAUUAUAUUUUUAGGAGACCGUCUGGCCAACAUAAACUAAACGAUUGAGUUUAUACCUAAUCUGAUGGUCGUUUGGGGUUCUUGGGUUAAAAUCUGGAAUGUGCAAGUAUAAGAAUAACACUACAGAGCUGUCAGUCUGAAAAUGCCGUAUGAUAAUUCAUGCAGGGGGAGAGAGAGUGAUGUACAACCUUAUGACUUCUUUGAGCUUUAUUUGAAGCUUCAGUGCGUUGUAUCUGUUUGUUUUCACUCUAGGGACUGUGAAACUGAUAGGAAGCUUUUCUGUGCCAUGUCUAUCCCAUAUAUGCGUUUUUGCCAAGAGUCUCAUACUAUUACUAUGUUAAACUAUAUAAAACUAUAUGAAAUAUCCUGGUAAAGGUACUACAAAAUAAAUAUGGCUGUUAAA